AUGGUCACUCCGCGGUUGCCGUUCCUAUGGCCUAUGCUUUUUAAACCGCCGAAAGCGUGCCGCACACGAGCACCGAAUGCAACGCGACGCACUGCAGCCAGACGUAACUUCGCGGCGACGUCGCGCCCCCGACAAGAGACCAUCUCAAAGCGCUAUGGUACAGCACAAGAGCCCGCGGCGCAUCUGCGAGACCAAGAGACGCAGCCGGAUGCUGACGAGGAGGCUAAAACGUCACCGGAGCCCGAGCCCAUAGAAGAAGAGGAAGAGGAGGAGUCGCUCCCGCCAACGAUGCCCUCUACUGAAGCGAAGAGCGCAGACGCCGACUUGCCAGACGAAGCGGCACCUCCACCUCUCGAGCCACCAAAACCACCCGAUGCAAAGCCCCUCGAUACAGUAUUACACAUGCCCUCUCCGCAGGAAGAGCAAGAGCGCAAGCCUCCGCACCUGAAAACCCCACCCUACGUGCACCACUUCGACACCUACAGCCUCGUUAAGGACCUUACAAAAUCAGGCUUUACGCAGGAUCAGUCCGUCACUGUGAUGAAGGCAGUGCGCGGCAUAUUAACAGAUAACAUGGAGCUAGCACGAGACGGCCUGGUCAGCAAGUCGAACGUGGAGAACGAGACGUAUUUGUUUCGGGCGGCGUGUAGCGAGCUGCGGACCGAGGUGGGAAACACGAGGAAAGCUGAAGUGGAGAGGAUGAGGAGUGAGAGGAAUCAGUUGCAGCAUGAGGUGGAUAUCCUGAGUCAGAGGAUGGGGCAGGACACGAGCCAAUUGAAAGAUGAGCUGAAGGGGCUGUUUGAUGAUCGGAAGAUGGCAGUGAGGAAUGAACAGAGGCAUAUGGAGUCUCAGAUCCAAAAAUUGGGCUACAAAAUCACAGUGGAGCUGAAUUCAGAUGCGCGCAGCGAGGUCGAGGGUCUGAGAUGGAUUCUCACCCGGAGAGCGGCCACCGCAAUCGGCAUAUCCGCCUUUCUACUCUUCACGUGCUUGCGUUUCAUGAGCUACUCGAGCCACCAACCGGAGCAGAAGAAGAAAGAGGACACCCCGCCGGAGACUUCAGAUAACUCACCAGCUACAGGCAAGCCCACGUUGGGCAGAGACGAGCCUAUGGGCGGCGAGCUGCUCACGACCGAAGGCGGCGUCUCCCUCGCAUAG
Messenger RNA from Didymosphaeria variabile, 1155 nucleotides. RefSeq lists its product as uncharacterized. The record is from RefSeq and is a predicted model, not a curated record. Gene Ontology annotation, cellular component: mitochondrion. NCBI's taxonomy places the organism in Eukaryota, Fungi, Ascomycota, Dothideomycetes, Pleosporales, Didymosphaeriaceae. Bases 1 to 1155 code for a protein of 384 amino acids. The transcript is spliced from 2 exons.